This is a messenger RNA of Neoarthrinium moseri, 1305 nucleotides long. RefSeq lists its product as uncharacterized. NCBI's taxonomy places the organism in Eukaryota, Fungi, Ascomycota, Sordariomycetes, Amphisphaeriales, Apiosporaceae. The record is from RefSeq and is a predicted model, not a curated record. Gene Ontology annotation, molecular function: heme binding; oxidoreductase activity, acting on paired donors, with incorporation or reduction of molecular oxygen; monooxygenase activity. The transcript is spliced from 6 exons. The coding region runs from base 1 to 1305 and encodes 434 amino acids.
AUGGCGGCCCUCGUCGACGUAUCUCAGCCAUUCUCGCUGGGCAUGUUUGGCCUCGCGGUACUUUUAACAUGGACUCUAGUUCGCACAAUCUACUCAAUCUUGAAGGAUCCCCUUCGGGGUAUACCAGGCCCCUUGAUCUCCCGCUUCAGCAGCAUCAUCGAGAGAUGGUAUCUGAUUACGGGGGAUGAGAUGCUUUGGAUCCACAGUUUGCACUCGAAAUACGGGCCUGUCGUGCGUAUCAAUCCGACAACAGUCUCUCUGGCCGACCCUGACGACGUGAGAGUCAUUACGAGACCAAGUUAUCCCUUGAGAAAAGCGGAGGUUUACGAGAAAAUGCAGCCAGGCAUCAUUACAGAGAGAGAUCCAAAGCUACACGCACAGAAACGGCGCAGGUUUGGACAUCAGUUGAGCAACACGGAAACUGCUAAAUUCGAACCAUUCGUCCCGCAACUGUUUGAAGAUGUCCAGGCAGGGUUGGGAGAGGUAGUCUUUUCGUCCAACUUCCCAUUACUAUUUCGUAUCCGAAAUAUUUUCAGACCGACGAUGUUGUCUGCCGACAAUCCAGAUGGCAUGUUUGCGUUCGGGCGCAAUAGCCUGGUGCAAUACAAGAAAGAGUUAGAAACGCAUGGUGAAACGAAGCCUACAUUUUUCUCGAAAAUCAUGCUUGACCCGGAUCUCCAAGGCUUGAGUAUGGCACAAGUUGAACAAGAGGCAAAUGAGUUCAUGUUUGCUGGUAGUGAUACCACGUCAACGUCCUUGGUGUACUUGGUUUGGGAGGUUAUACGGAAUCCCGAGGUGAAGAAGCGGGUUCUCGAAGAUCUUUCUAAACUGCCUGAGGAUUGGACCGAUGCCGACCUACUGCAGCUGCCAUACUUCACGGGUGUCAUACACGAAACUCUGAGGCUAUGGGGCUCGGCUGCAGGCCCGCUGCGGCGAUGUGUGCCCACUAAGGCAAUUGAAUCGCAAGGAUACGUCAUCCCCCCUGGCACGGAACUGUCUCUUCAGUCGUACACACUUCAUCGUUCGCCGAAAGUAUUUUCUGAACCAGAACGGUUUCUGCCUGAGCGUUGGAUCAAUGCGACGAAGGAGAUGUGGGACACAAACUGGGCUUGGGGCUACGGUACUCGAGUCUGCCUCGGAAUACACUUGGCAACCCAGGAGAUGCGGCUAGCCGCUGCCGCCCUCUUCCGCAAGUUUCCCAAUAUUCGUCUGGAGGACGAAGCUUCCGCCGCACGAGAUAUGCGGGUCAAGAACUUCCUGGUGAACAGCCCCACAGGGAAGAAGCUGAUGGUGCUAACACAUUAA